Anopheles coluzzii is the source of this 1879-nucleotide messenger RNA. Its product is annotated as stearoyl-CoA desaturase 5-like. Gene Ontology annotation, molecular function: iron ion binding; stearoyl-CoA 9-desaturase activity. The record is from RefSeq and is a predicted model, not a curated record. Lineage: Eukaryota; Metazoa; Arthropoda; Insecta; Diptera; Culicidae. Gene Ontology annotation, biological process: unsaturated fatty acid biosynthetic process. Gene Ontology annotation, cellular component: endoplasmic reticulum membrane. The transcript has 5 exons. The coding region runs from base 529 to 1737 and encodes 402 amino acids.
CGGAGCACUACGCCUCUGUCUGUCAUCGUAUCGCGAGACAAGCAGACAACAGCACGGAGCGUGUGCGCUUCUCCUAAUCCGCCUGUUCAAAUCGGUCGGUACAUCUACGCCGGGCACAUCCUACACUUCCUUCAUACACAGCUACCCUACUCCCGGUGGGUUUCUUGGGGAGGGUUACCGCGGGCCUGCGGUAUUCGGGAGUGUGUUGUGUAAGCUGCAAGAAAUCGAUUGUUUCUUUCCCGCAGUGGCAGUUUCGGUGGUCUGGUGGAAAGAGAAAGUUCAAACGCUUUUUCGAAUCGUAACGGGCCAACAGCAAAAAGGGUCUUGCAAGAUCUCGAAAUACUUAAGCGAAACAGUUGCCAAACAGUGAAGUGUAUUACAUCCCGCGAGUGUGUAGUGCUCGUGUAUCUCUGUGUGUUUGUGUAUCGAUACGUGUGUGUGUGUGUGUGCAAGCUCGUAUGUAGAGUUUGUCUAGUGGGGCCAGAAAAAAAAAAGAAACGGUGUAAGCGCUGUGAUUAAUUGGGCAACAUGACGGUGGGCAUUACCAGCACGCUACAGUUCAUCGCCGGCAAUUCGGCCCAGUACAUGAAACCCGGCCCGAAUGGUCAAUCACAGCAAGCGGCGGCGGCGGCUGCGGCCGCUGCAGCCAGCUCCACCGUCCCGGACACGAACAACAACGAGAUGGAGGACGAUCGUACCGUAAGCGACAAGGAUAUCGACAGCUAUCUCAAGCACUACAACCGUUGGCAGCAGUCGGCCUGGGGCCGCACGCUCUCCGACCUGGUGAAGCGGUACCUCGGCUACGAGUUCGAAGACGAAGUCAAGUGGAACAAUGUGUUCAUGAUCGGGAUCUUUCACGUGAUUGCGGUGUGGUCCUUUCUGCACUACGUCUGGCAGGCCACACCGAUCACCUAUCUCUGGGGUUUCUUCGUCGGCGGCUGUGCCGGGUUCGGGGUGACGGGCGGCGUACACCGCCUCUGGUGCCACCGGUCGUACAAGGCGAAGCUGCCGCUGCGCAUCAUCCUGAUGUGCUGCUACUCGAUUGCCGGCCAGAACACGAUCUACGACUGGGUGCGGGACCAUCGCAUCCACCACAAGUACUCGGAAACGAACGGUGAUCCACACAACGCGAACCGGGGCUUCCUGUACGCGCACGUCGGCUGGCUGAUGCUGCGCAAGCAUCCGGAGUGCAUCAAGAAGGGCCGGCUGAUCGAUAUGUCCGACAUCGUGAGCGAUCCGGUCGUGCAGUUCCACCACAAAAACUUUGUGCUGAUGAAGCUGCUGUUCUGCUUUAUCCUGCCGACGUUCAUACCGUGGUACUUCUUCGGCGAAACGUUCCUGAUGUCCUUCUUCAGCCAGUGUUUCGUGCGGUACGUGCUCAGUCUGAACUUUACCUGGCUGGUCAAUAGCGCCGCCCACCUGUACGGUAACCAUCCUUACGAUAAGCGCAUCAAUCCGGCGGAAAACCGUGCCGUUUCCGUGGUGGCUAUGGGCGAAGGAUGGCACAACUACCAUCACGUGUUCCCGUGGGACUACAAGGCAGCCGAGCUGGGCAACUACUCGGUCAACGUGACCACGUUCUGGCUGGACGUGUUCGCCAAGAUUGGCUGGGCGUACGAUUUGAAGGAACCGUCCAAGGAUCUGGUGCGAAGGACGAUCGAGAAGUACGGCGACGGCACACACAUUACUGCCCGGAUCGGGCACAUGGAGGAAGUUCCAGCACCGGCCGACUCCUAGGGCUGACCAUCCGUGUGCAUCGUUUCGCCAAAGUUCUCUGCCUUUACUCCCUCUCAAACAGAAAGCAAAAGCUGUCAGGUUCUGUUCUGUGUUUUUUUUAAAUACAUUACUUUGUAAUAAACGUCUCCUUCUUUAUAACGAA